CCGGAAGCCAAACAAAUAUUUCAGAGAUGGCGAGUGCUCUGAAGAUGGGAUCUCAGACCCUCACUCACCACCACCGCCACCACCACCACCACAACCACCUCUACUGCCACCGCCAUUGCCACUGCUCUCUCUGAUCCACUUUUCCUCAUCCUCCUUCUUCCCGUCUUCUUCUUCCUCCUCCUCGGUAUUACUUGGAAUAUUACUUCGGCACACAUAUUGCUUCUUCCUCAGGUGCCUCUUUUUGGGCCAGUUUGAAGAAGCCAGAUGAGUUCAAGAUUUCCAUCUCAUCAACUUAGUAAUGGCCUGUAUGUAUCAGGCCGGCCUGAGCAGCCAAAAGAAAGGACUCCUACAAUGAGCUCAGUUGCCAUGCCUUAUACUGGUGGUGACAUCAAAAGGUCAGGAGAAUUAGGGAAAAUGUUUGAUAUCUCUGGCGAUGGUUCUAAAUCUAGAAAAUCUGGCCCAUUAAAUAAUGUUCCCUCAAGGACUGGAUCUUUUGCUGGUGCUGCUUCGCAUUCUGGACCAAUCACACCAAAUGCAGCAGCUCGUGCUAGUUAUACUACAUCUGGUAAUGUUGCUUCAGUCUCGAAGAAGACCAACUCUGGUCCAUUGAAUAAACAUGGGGAACCAAUUAAGAAGUCAUCCGGUCCUCAAUCUGGAGGGUAUACGCGCCAAAACUCUGGUCCAAUUCCGGUUCUUCCCACCACCGGUCUGAUUACAUCUGGUCCUCUGAAUUCAUCUGGGGCUCCAAGGAAGGUGUCUGGUCCAUUAGAGUCCACAGGUUCCCUGAAAUCACAUAGUUCCUCAGUUGCUCACAAUCCAGCUGUGACCACACUCGGCCAAGGUGAUGAAUAUUCCUUCAUGAGGAACUUCCCGAAGCCAAUACUGUGGUCUGUAGUUCUGAUAUUUGUGAUGGGAUUUAUUGCUGGUGGUUUCAUUCUUGGAGCGGUCCACAAUGCCGUCCUCCUCAUUGUUGUCGUAAUCCUGUUUACUGCUGUUGCUGCUUUAUUCACCUGGAAUAGUUGUUGUGGGAGGAGAGCUAUUGUUGGUUUCAUCUCGCGUUAUCCUGAUGCUGAGCUCAGAACUGCUAAGAACGGGCAAUUUGUGAAAGUUUCUGGGGUGGUUACCUGCGGUAAUGUCCCACUUGAGUCCUCCUUUGGAAAAGUUCCGAGAUGUGUCUAUACAUCAACAAGUUUGUAUGAAUACCGAGGAUGGGGUUCAAAACCAGCCAACCCUAAGCAUCACCGUUUUACAUGGGGAAUCAGAUCAACUGAGAGGCACGUGGUGGAUUUUUACAUCUCUGAUUUCCAAUCUGGACUGAGAGCACUGGUUAAAACAGGCUAUGGUGCAAGGGUGACGCCUUAUGUUGAUGAUUCUAUCGUAAUUGAUGUCAACCCAGCCAAUAAAGACAUGUCCCCUGAUUUUCUUCGAUGGCUAGCGAAUAGAAAUCUUUCAAGUGAUGAUCGUGUAAUGCGAUUAAAAGAAGGGUACAUCAAAGAAGGCAGCACAGUUAGCGUAAUGGGAGUUGUCCAGCGAAACGAUAACGUGCUUAUGAUCGUGCCACCACCGGAGCCUUUGGCAACAGGAUGUCAAUGGGCCAAAUGUAUAUUUCCAGCUAACCUUGAGGGUAUUGUUUUGAGAUGUGAAGAUACCUCCAAGAUUGAUGUCAUUCCAGUGUAGCAGAAACCUCCAGUUAGGUAUUCUUCUUCCCAUGUCAAAACUUGAUGCUUGUUUGUAGCCCAAGUGUGAUGGCGUUGCAAGUUCACUCCUUUGGUUCACACUAAACUCCUAGUUUGUUGUAUAGCUAAUGGUAAAUCUUAUUCGUUUAUUUUUACCGAGGAUGUGGUUUUAUGUAGUGAGAUAAGCUGUAUUUCCCAGAGGAACUUGCUGUUAUAACCAAACCAAUUGUUGGCUUGGCUUUACACCUUGUCUAUACUCUGCAUAUGUCGAAGUGUAAGAAGGAUACCUAGUAAUUUUGUUUUCUUUGAGGAGAGUGUACCAAUCAAAUGAACCAAAAAACUGUGUAAUUAUUCUGUUUACAUUUUGAACUUCAUCUCACUC
Messenger RNA from Neltuma alba, 2058 nucleotides. RefSeq lists its product as uncharacterized. The transcript is spliced from 5 exons. The record is from RefSeq and is a predicted model, not a curated record. Lineage: Eukaryota; Viridiplantae; Streptophyta; Magnoliopsida; Fabales; Fabaceae. Bases 265 to 1677 code for a protein of 470 amino acids.